AAAAAACCAAGCUUUUUUUUUUUUAAAUGAUGUUAAGAAAAUGGUGAAAAUAAUAAAAUCAUACAGUAUGGCUGAUGAUGGCAAUUUUAAAAGUGAUGUAAAUAAAGUCGGUGCCACUCCGAUGCAUGUUCGAAUUUUAGAAAAAUCAUUAGAUUUAAAUCCAUUUUUAAAUUUCACACAAAAACGUUUAAAUGAGUUAAUGAAAGAACCGCAAACGGUAUCCGAUACCGAGUCCUACGAGGAUGAUACCGAGGACGAAGACACUGAAGAUUUUGAACAAGAUAAGAAAAUCGAUCAAUCGAUUUAUUAUAAUUUUCGGAAUGUUGAAGAUGAUCGAAAAUGGUUACGUGAUAUUUUAUUAUCGGUGGAAGAUCCUGGCGCUGAGCCUGAUUAUCAAGAUGAAAAUGUUGUUACGGAACACGAUUUACAAACUUUGCUUAAACAACACCUGUUUGAGAAAAAACAUCGGAAAUUAUUUAAACAAAAGGCAAAAUAUGGUCAAUAUAAGUAUUAUGGAGCCAGUUUGCUGUCAAAAGUUGACAUGUAUGCGGAGAAUCAAAAGCAUAACGUUAAUAAUCUACCGAAACGAGCUGAUAAAAAUCUGAAGAGUAAGAGUAAUAACUUAAAGAGAAUUUCGAAAAAAUCGUUAAUGGGACAAAAAUCACAACACCAGUUAAAUAUUAUGAACGAUAUGGAUGAUUCAGUGAAUAAUGAUGAAAAUGAUUGGGAUGAUACAAUGAUCAAAGAGGAAGAAGAAGAAUUGGUGAUGCAAAAAUUAGGUGGUCGAAAUAUGGGUGGACAUUCAAAUGCAAAAUCAACGAAACGUAACAGUGCAUCAAAUAAUCCCGAACAGAUGGCGAUACGUCGUCGUAAAUUAUGGGUUCUGAUGUGUAAGAAAGAAAUGGGCAAAGUACAACGUGCCAAAGCGAAUAACCACAAAGAACAGCUGCAAACCUGCAAGCGAACAGCGCAAUUAUGUAUGAAAGUAUGUCGACAAAAAGCCAUGCAAUCCCAAAAGAAUAUGAAAGAAACAAUAUGGCGUUGUAAGCGUUUAACGCGUGAAAUGCAAACAUAUUGGAAACGUUACGAUCGCGUUGAACGUGAAAUGCGUCGACGCAUGGAGAAAGAAGCUGAAGAACAGCGUAAAAUGGAUGUGGAAAUGAUUGAAGCGAAACGACAACAACGGAAAUUAAAUUUUUUGAUCACUCAAACAGAAUUGUAUGCACAUUUUAUGUCAAGGAAAUUGGGUAAAGCUUCGCCAGAAGAACAGCUACGGAUCUUAAGUCAAUUGGAGGAGAAGAAAAUCACACGACUAGCACCUUUAGAUGAUUACAACAGUGACAUGAUGAAAGCAAAAGCGAAAAAGAAUGUUAUCGAUGCGAUUGAAAGUGAUCGAGCUCGUACCAAGUUAUUUGAUAAACAAACGGGCAAACCUGUUACCGAUGUCGAUGUCGAAGAAUUAGAUUUAAAAGAUGCAAACAUCAACAGUGAUGAGGAACAUCCUCAACCCUCCCUCUUCAAAGGUCAUCUCAAGGGUUAUCAAUUGAAAGGCAUGAAUUGGCUUGCUAAUUUAUAUGAUCAAGGUAUUAGUGGAAUAUUAGCCGAUGAAAUGGGUUUGGGAAAAACUGUUCAAUCGAUUGCAUUUCUUUGUCAUGUUGCCGAAAAAUAUUCUGUUUGGGGUCCAUUUUUGGUAAUAUCACCAGCAUCAACCCUACAUAAUUGGCAACAAGAAAUGGCUAGAUUUGUACCAGAUUUUCGUGUUGUACCAUAUUGGGGGAAUCCUAAUGAACGAAAAAUUUUACGACAAUUUUGGGAGCAAAAGGAUUUACAUACAAAAGAAGCCAGUUUUCAUGUUGUGAUUACAAGUUAUCAAAUUAUUAUCACUGAUUUCAAAUAUUUUAAUCGCAUCAAGUGGCAAUACAUGAUUCUGGACGAGGCUCAAGCUAUCAAAAGUUCUAGCAGUGUACGAUGGAAAAUGUUAUUAGGGUUCAGUUGCCGUAAUCGUUUACUAUUAAGUGGUACACCAAUACAAAAUAGUAUGGCAGAAUUAUGGGCGUUAUUACAUUUUAUUAUGCCUACACUGUUCGAUUCACAUGACGAAUUCAAUGAGUGGUUCUCGAAAGAUAUCGAGAACCAUGUUGAGAAUAAAACUGGAAUUGAUGAAAAACAUUUGUCCCGUCUGCAUAUGAUUUUGAAACCAUUCAUGUUGCGGCGCAUUAAGAAAGACGUGGAGAAUGAAUUAUCUGAUAAAAUCGAAGUAAUGGUGUACUGUCCAUUGACACGCCGUCAAAAAUUACUUUACAUGGCGUUGAAAAAGAAAAUUCGCAUUGAAGAUCUUUUACAUUACACCGUCGGUGGUGGGGAUACAAAUACGAUAGACAAAAAUUUCACAUCGAAUUUAAUGAAUUUAGUUAUGCAAUUUCGUAAGGUUUGUAAUCAUCCAGAAUUAUUUGAGCGUCGUGACGCUAAAUCACCAUUGUACAUACAAUCAACAAAUUAUGUAAUACCAAAAUUAAUUUAUGCCUGGUCAAAGGAUAUUAGUAAAUUACGUAUAUUAUAUAAUCAAUUAUAUUUAUGGACUAGUGAAUAUAUUUAUCGUGUAUUACAUAACAAUAAUAAUACAUCUACGUCUACGUCUACGUCAUCGACAACGUCUACGUCAACGUCGUUACCAUAUAAUUGUUUUUCAUUCACACGAUUUAUAAAUUAUUCGCCACAAGAUAUGUCCAACAUAUUUACGUAUGGUAUUCUAGAACUAUGUAAGCAAUAUUUAUUAUCGUUAGAAACAAAUUUAAAUUUAUACCAUCGAUCGUUUUGGUGGCCAUCAUCAGUUACAUCCACAUCGUCGAGUACAGCCACAAAUUUUGUGAUUACACCAAGUUGGAAAGUCAAUUAUCCAAAUAUUAAAUAUUCACAUCGAUUUCGUCAAUUUUUCUUUACAAGAGUUUUCGAAACAGAAAGUCGUGUUUAUACUUAUGCGUCACUCAGUAACAAUAACAAGUUGUUGGAUGUAUUUGGUGGGGAUGACAUUCAUGAAAAUGGUUAUUUAAAUGGUUUGGUGAAAAAGGAUGACGACUCAAAUGACGGUAUCUUACAAUCGAGAACUUCAGAAGAUUAUCAAGAUAUUAUCGAAAUGGAUUUACCACGAUUCUUGUUCUGCUACACGCCGAAAGUCGAAAUCAAAUCCAUCCAAUUGUAUUGUAGUUGUAUUGAGUCAGCAUUAUAUAAUCAACGUGUAAAUAGUCAAGGGAAUUUAAUUGAAGAUGCGAACACGCAUGCGCUUGCUUUAUAUUCAAACAAUCAAUUAUCAAUGACGUCAUUAAUUGUUAAACAUAUUAAAAUGGCGCAACCAUUACGUGGAUGGUUUAAUAUUGUUGUACCUGAUAAAGAAACACUAGUAACGGAUGCUGGUAAAUUAUCCGUACUUGAUCCGCUAUUAAAACGAUUAAAACAAGAAGGGCAUCGAGUAUUGAUUUACUCUCAAAUGACAAAGAUGAUCGAUUUAUUGGAAGAGUACAUGUGGCAUAGAAAACACAAGUACAUGCGAUUAGAUGGCUCCUCCAAAAUAUCCGAACGUCGUGAUAUGGUUGCUGAUUUUCAAGCUCGCACCGACAUCUUUGUAUUUUUAUUGUCGACGAGAGCGGGUGGUUUAGGUAUCAAUUUAACAGCGGCCGAUACCGUCAUCUUCUACGACAGUGAUUGGAAUCCAACGGUCGAUCAACAAGCCAUGGAUCGAGCACAUCGUUUGGGUCAGACGAAACAAGUAACGGUCUACCGUUUAAUUUGUAAGGGGACAAUUGAAGAACGAAUUUUACAACGGGCAAGGGAAAAAAGUGAAAUACAACGAAUGGUUAUUAGUGGGGGUAAUUUUAAACCGGAUACACUAAAACCAAAGGAAGUUGUUUCGUUGUUACUUGACGAUGAAGAAAUUGAAAUGAAAUAUAAACAAAAAGCAGAGGAACGGAAAAAUUGGGAAGAAGUACGAGAAAGAAAAGAACGCGAUCGUAAACGAAAGCAAUUAAUUAUGUCCAAUCCGUAUAUGGGAGGUGAGGAUCAGAAUGGAACACCUCCAUCCAAACGUAUAAAAGAAGAAUGGCCGAAUACUCCAGGCGGAGGAACACCGUCCACAACUAGUGGUGUAUUCACACCAGAAAGCCGCAGUGAAAUAUCAAGUCCAGUACAAAUUGAAGAGAAUACGAGUUUAGUUCAAACAAACGGACAUGAUGAUUCAAGUAACGAUGGCCUUCUAGAUGUGGAAACUCCUGUCCAUAGCUCUCAAACUAAUUUACUAUUUAACUCACCAUACGGAAAUAAGCGAGUAGUGCGCGGUGGAACACGAAGAGGACGACCUCGAGGCUCUCGUCGUGGAGGGGGCAGUGGUAGCAAAGGUCGUGAAGUUGUGACCACUCCCACAUCAGGAGUGGACAGUGAUACCAGUGUUGGAAACAAUGGUUCAUCGUCGGAAUCUGUUUUAAUGAUUGACGAUACCGGGGAAUCGAAAUCUAUGCAACCAAUUCGACGAGGUCCAGGUCGACCACGAUUAAAACCUGUGGGUCCUGGUAAUCAAGGUACCAGAGGGGUGGUACGUCCUCGAAAACCUGUACGACCCUUACCAGUCCCCUUACGACCGCAAGCUAUAGCUUCUACAAGUAAUUCAACGAAUUCCACAAGCACGACUACAAAUUCAACAAGUAGUGCUUCGUCCGCUCAACAACAGACUCAAACGUUUAGUUUUUAUGGUUCAGCAGCGUCGCCGUCGCCUACACCGUCACCUAGUGCUAGUUCAAAUCCUGUACAGUGAAAAUUUAAUUUUUUUUAAUGUAG
Chrysoperla carnea is the source of this 4824-nucleotide messenger RNA. RefSeq names its product chromatin-remodeling ATPase INO80 (gene Ino80). Lineage: Eukaryota; Metazoa; Arthropoda; Insecta; Neuroptera; Chrysopidae. The coding region runs from base 41 to 4801 and encodes 1586 amino acids. Gene Ontology annotation, biological process: DNA repair. Gene Ontology annotation, cellular component: Ino80 complex. The transcript is spliced from 13 exons. Gene Ontology annotation, molecular function: ATP binding; histone binding; DNA binding. The record is from RefSeq and is a predicted model, not a curated record.